This is a messenger RNA of Paramisgurnus dabryanus, 7259 nucleotides long. RefSeq lists its product as uncharacterized. NCBI's taxonomy places the organism in Eukaryota, Metazoa, Chordata, Actinopteri, Cypriniformes, Cobitidae. The record is from RefSeq and is a predicted model, not a curated record.
UACAUCAUAGCAAAGGCUGCAGUUGCAAGAUGGUUGCUUACUCAGGCCUCAAGAUGGAGCCUUUAGACAAGAAAACAUUUACCUAUGACUACACAUGACAGAAGAACAGCAGACCAGCAGUACUCAGACGAAAGCUAGGCAUGUAGUAUGACGAUCACACAGUUGCAGAAAUGGAGGCGAUAAUAUAAUGGUCCAGACUGUGUUUGGUCCCACACUGUAUUGUAGCUCACAAGCAUUAGGUUGUGAGAAGAUGGAGGUCAUGAUGAAGAAACCCAAACUGUUUUUUAUGACAGCCAAAACGAGAAGUAACAAAAUACAAGCAUACUGUAAGAGUUAAACACCCUAACUUAACAUUAAAAGCACCACAACAUUACAAUUAAAACAUACUUUAAUGCCUUUAAGUGUAUAUGUAUGAAUGUCUUCCCAAGAAAAAUGUGAAAACUAAACAUCAUUCCGCCUGCCUAAAAUGUCAUCAGCCGCUACUGCAGUGCACUUCACUAAUAAUGGCCUUGCAAUUGGCCUUCUCCUAUAAUGCCUGAUGAGACAUGGUAAGUUAUUAAUUAUUACUCUAUACAGACCUUCUCCAAAUCUUUCAGAUUCUCAUGGAAUCUUCUCUUCAAUUCACCCCACAGGUUUUCUACAGAGUUCUUUUUCGGGAGUGGUUCAGUUAAUAUGUAUGGCAUACCAAACCCACCCCUGGAAUUUGCUGCCAAGAAAUCUCUAUUUGGGUUUCAUACAAUUAUAGAACCGAAUCCUAUUUAAAGAAAGAAGUGCCUGAACAGCACCUAAUGAGUUGAGGUUUUGCCUUUUUUCUAGAAACUUCCAAGCAAUACAAAACCUGUGUUAACGUUCUACCAUGUUUGAAUGUAUCGGUCGGAUCUGCUUGUUUACAUUUUGGCCUCCUUAUCGUUCUUUGUGCAGCACCGAUUUUCAGAUUGUUUAAGAGAAAAUACCAAAAUGAAUGAGAAAGACUUUGACAAGAACAUUGUUAUAGAAACUCUUAUGAAAAUCAACCAUGGUUUUACUACAUUUAAAACAAAAAACAUUACUAUAGUUAAAUCAUAGUUACCACAAAAUAACCAGGGUUACUGGAGUAAAACCAUCGUUUGUAAGGUUAAAGCAAGGUAAUUUUGUAAGGGUUUCUAUAACAAUGUUCUUGUCAAUGUUGGCAAAAAACUUUUAUUGUUGUCUUGUUUGCAUUGAAUGAGUAAAAAUUUUAGGCCACCAUGCCACCAUUAGAGUUGUUGUUUUUGCAAUAGUGAUCAUAUAUAAUCAUUUCUCAGUCUCUUUAUUAGAAAGUAUAGGAAUGUUGUAUGUAGUAUUAAAACAGUAUAAAAAAAGUGUCAGGUAUUAACGGUAAACACCCCUUCCACUUGAGCAAUAGCAGGUAACUGCAGAAAAGUGUAGUGCGUGUGUGCGUGUUGAAGGUUUUAACCAUUUACUAUGGUUUUUGAAAAUCAUGGUUGUCAAAACCUUGGUUAUUUUGUGUAUACUAGUAACCAUGGUGUUUUUGUUGUUGUUUUAUUGUUCUAUUACGUCACCCUAUAUAAGCCAGCGCGCUCGUCUUUAAGUUGUGGGUUUUUUAGUUCGGCGUUGUCUCUUUCGAGUUCAAAGUUUUUACUGCGUUUUCACACUUGUUUUGCGAAUUCAUACUUCUUUACAGCCAUGAGUUCUGUAAUUUUCUUUUACGAACGACCAUUGUCCUCUGAGUUUAGUCAGUCGGACUAUGAUCGACGAUCAGCGUGGAUAUUUUCAGGUCUGGAUCGUGGGUUAACUCUGUUUUUCUGUAGGAAAAACAAACGCGUGAUCAGUGUCGGACCUCCCCCUGAAGAUCGCCCGGUUACGAUCAGCACCGCGGCCAGCGCACCUCCUGAGUCUCCUGCAGCGGGAAUAAUAGAGGAAGUUUGUCCAGAUGAGAUGGCUGUGAUGCCAGCGAAGGUGGAAGAUCUCUGUGAGGAGAGGGAGUCAGAGACUUCCACCAUUUACGAGCCAUCCUCUGUGGCAGUUGACUCUCUUACUGAAGGGAAUUCCUCUGUUGCGGAGACGCUCGAGGGGUGUAUUGUGCACCAGGUGGUCAGUGUCCUGCCCUCAGCAUGUGAGCCUCUUAUUUUCGAGGUGGCUCAUGCUGAAAAUGAGAAAAAGGUCUCUUCAGAGCCACCAGCUCUCUCAGGGGCUUCUCCACAGAGCCAGGAAUCGGAGGCCACAAAGGAAACCAGCCAUCAGGAGGUUUCUCACCUGUCUGAAGAGCUCGCUACCGAGGCGGACCCUGACGACACGGUCGAAAUGACGGUUGAUUCCCAGGAGGAUAGUGAACCGUCUGUGGUCCCAGAACCACAAGCACCCUCUUCUCCACCAGCAGAACCUGUCUGCGCACAGGAGGAGGCUGUCGUGGGCAUGAAGACUGCUCUGAUUCAGAACAGGGUGGACAUAAUCCGAGUGUCUGGUGCACGUGUGUCUGCACUCUUCGGAUUUGAGGUUGGGAUGAAUCUGGUGCAUUUCCCCCAAACCUCAGAGGAGGCCUGCAAACUUGUGAGGCAGGCAAUGUUUGUGAAGAUGAUGAAUCUCCACUGGAAUCAGGAUUGGGGGGAAAAGUUGGACGACCUCCAAAGAUUCAUCAGAAGGUUUCCCUCCAUAUUUUUCAUCAGGGAGCCUGCAGGGCACAUCGUCACCUCACCUGGUCCUAUGGCUGCUCUACAAUAUGAGGAGCCUAUAGUGCCGGUCCUCCCCUUACCUGCUCCGGACCACGAGGAACCUAUAGUGCCGGUCCUCCCCUUACCUGCUCCGGACCACGAGGAACCUAUAGUGCCGGUCCUCCCCUUACCUGCUCCAGACCAUGAUGAGCCUAUAGUGCUGGUCUCUCCUUUACCUGCUCCUACUUCUGCUCUGAACCAUGAGGAGCCCAUAGUGCCGGUCUCUCCUUUACCUGCUCCUACUUCUGCUCCGGACCAUGAGGUUCCUGCAGUUCAGGUCCUGCCCUCACCUGCACCUGUGGCUGCUGUGGAUCUAGUGCCAGUCUUCCCCUUACCUGCUGUUACAACUCUGGACCACAAGGAUCCUACAGUCCAGGUCGUCCCCUUACCUGCUCUGUACCAUGAGGAGCCUUUAGUGCCUGUCUUCCCCUUUCCUGCUUCUACUUCUGCUCUGGACGAUGAGGAGCCUAUAAUGCCGGUCCUCCCCUUACCUGCUCCUACUUCUGCCCUGGCCCAUGAGGAGCCUAUUUUGCCGGUCCUCCCCUUACCUGCUCCUACUUCUCACCUGGACCAUGAAAGGCCUAUAAAGCGGGUCCUUCUUCUCCCUCCAGCCCUCCCUGUGGCUCCUCAUGCAGUCUGCGCACAGAAGGCUGUCAUGGGCACGGAGACUGAUUUUAUCCAGAACCGGGUGAAGGUGUUGGUUCACGAAUUAAUUCGAGUGUCUGGUGCACGUGUGUCUGCAGCCUUCCGGUAUAAGGUUGGGAUGAAACUAGUGCAGUUCGCCCAAACCUCAGAGGAGGCCUGCAAACUUGUGAGGCAGGCAAUGUUUGUGAAGAUGAUGAAUCUACACCGGAAACAGGAUUGGGGGAAAAAGUUGGACAACCUCCACAGGUUCAUCAGGAGGUUUCCCUCCAUAUUUUUCAUCAUUGAACCCCAUCAUAUUUUAUACGGUAUUGAGGAUCACGAGAACCCUCUACUGGAUGUUCUUCCCCCACCUGCUCACCUUGUGGCUCCCAUGGAGGACUAUCCAAUAGAAGAUCUAUUGGUACCUGAUCCUUUGGACCCUUCAGGAAAUGCGGCUGCUCUGGAACACGAGGAGCCUGCAGGGCACAUCCUCCGCUCACCUGCUCCUAUGGCUGCUCGGGACUAUGAGGAGCCUAUAUUGCCAGUCCUCCCCUUACCUGCUCCUACUACUCCCCUGGACAAUGAGGAACCUAUUGUGCCGGUCCUCGCCUUACCUGCUCCUACUACUCCCCUGGACAAUGAGGAACCUAUUGUGCCGGUCCUCGCCUUACCUGCUCCUACUUCUGCUCUGGACCAUGAGGAGCCUAUUUUGCCGGUCCUCCCCCUACCUGCUCCUGUUUCUCACCUGGACCAUGAAAGGCCUAUAAAGCGGGUCCUUCUUCUCCCUCCAGCCCUCCCUGUGGCUCCUCAUGCAGUCUGCGCACAGAAGGAGGCUGUAAUGGGCACGGAGACUGAUUUGAUCCAGAACCGGGUGGACGUGUUGGUUCACGAUUUAAUCCGAGUGUCUGGUGCACGUGUGUCUGCAGCCUUCCGGUAUAAGGUUGGGAUGAAACUAGUGCAGUUCGCCCAAACCUCAGAGGAGGCCUGUAAACUUGUGAGGCAGGCAAUGUUUGUGAAGAUGAUGAAUCUCCACCGGAAACAGGAUUGGGGGAAAAAGUUGGACAACCUCCACAGGUUCAUCAGGAGGUUUCCCUCCAUAUUUUUCAUCAUUGAACCCCAUCAUAUUUUAUACGGUAUUGAGGAUCACGAGAACCCUCUACUGGAUGCUCUUCCCCCACCUGCUCAGCUUGUGGCUCCCAUGGAGGACUAUCCAAUAGAAGAUCUAUUGGUACCUGAUCCUUUGGACCCUUCAGGAAAUGCGGCUGCUCUGGAACACGAGGAGCCUGCAGGGCACAUCCUCCGCUCACCUGCUCCUAUGGCUGCUCGGGACUAUGAGGAGCCUAUAUUGCCAGUCCUCCCCUUACCUGUUCCGGACCAUGAGGAGCCUAUAGUGCCGCUCCUCCCCUUACCUGCUCCUACUACUGCUCUGGACGAUGAGGAGCCUAUAGUGCCGCUCCUCCCCUUACCUGCUUCUACUUCUGCUCUGGACGAUGAGGAACCUAUAAUGCCGGUCCUCGCCUUACCUGCUCCUACUUCUGCUCUGGCCCAUGAGGAGCCUAUUUUGCCAGUCCUCCCCCUUCCUGCUCCUACUUCUCACCUGGACCAUGAAAGGCCUAUAAUGCGAGUCCUUUCUCUCGCUCCUGCCCUUCCUGUGGCUCCUCAUGCAGUCUGCGCACAGAAGGAGGCUGUCAUGGGCACGGAGACUGAUUUGAUCCAGAACCGGGUGGACAUGUUGGUUCACGAUUUAAUCCGAAUGUCUGGUGCACGUGUGUCUGCAGCCUUCCGGUAUAAGGUUGGGAUGAAACUAGUGCAGUUCGCCCAAACCUCAGAGGAGGCCUGCAAACUUGUGAGGCAGGCAAUGUUUGUGAAGAUGAUGAAUCUCCACCGGAAACAGGAUUGGGGGAAAAAGUUGGACAACCUCCACAGGUUCAUCAGGAGGUUUCCCUCCAUAUUCUUCAUCAUUGAACCCCAUCAUAUUUUAUACGGUAUUGAGGAUCACGAGAACCCUCUACUGGAUGUUCUUCCCCCACCUGCUCAGCUUGUGGCUCCCAUGGAGGACUAUCCAAUAAAAAAUCGAUUGGUACCUGAUCCUGUGGACCCUUCAGGAAAUGCGGCUGCUCUGGAACAGGAGGAACCUGCAGGGCACAUCCUCCACACACCUGCUCUUAUGGCUGCUCGGGACUAUGAGGAGCCUAUAUUGCCAGUCCUCCCAUUACCUGCUCCUACUUCUGCUCUGGACGAUGAGGAACCUAUAGUGCCGGUCCUUCCCUUACCUGCUCCUACUUCUGCUCUGGACGAUGAGGAGCCUAUAGUGCCUGUCCUCCCCUUACCUGCUCCUACUUCUGCUCUGGACGAUGAGGAACCUAUAGUGCCGGUCCUUCCCAUACCUGCUCCUACUUCUGCUCUGGACGAUGAGGAGCCUAUAGUGCCUGUCCUCCCCUUACCUGCUCCUACUUCUGCUCUGGACGAUGAGGAACCUAUAGUGCCGGUCCUUCCCUUACCUGCUCCUACUUCUGCUCUGGACGAUGAGGAGCCUAUAGUGCCUGUCCUCCCCUUACCUGCUCCUACUUCUGCUCUGGACCAUGAGCAGCCUAUAGUGCCGGUCCUUCCCUUACCUGCUCCUACUUCUGCUCUGGACCAUGAGCAGCCUAUUUUGCCGGUCCUCCCCUUACCUACUCCUGCUUCUCCCCUGCACCGUGGGAGGCCUACAAUGCGGGUCCUUCUCUUACCUUCUUCUACUUCUCCCCUGGACUGUGAGAGGCCUAUAAUGCCGGUCCUCCCCUUUCCUGCUCCUGCAUCUGCUCUGGACCAUGAGGAGCCUAUAAUGCCGGUCCUCCCCUUACCUGCUUCUACUUCUGCUCUGGACCAUGAGGAGCCUAUAGUGCCGGUCCUCCCCUUACCUGCUUCUACUUCUGCCCUGGACCAUGAGGAGCCUAUAGUGCCAGUUCUCCCCUUACCUGCUUCUACUUCUGCUUCUGACCAUGAGGAUCCUACAUUCCAGGUCCUUCCCUCACCUGCUCCUGUGGCUUUUAUGGUCCUUCCCCCUCCAGCCCUCCCUGUGGCUCCUCAUGCCCAGACUCCCUUGCACAAGCGUCAUGCAUGUGCUGCAGUGAAACAAGAAAGGUCCAGAUUGUGCUCUGCCCUACCUCAACAUUCACAUCCUCCUGUCUGGCCCUCACCAACCAAGCCAUCCAUGACUUCCUCACACAAGCGUCGUGCUCCUCAUCAACUACAGCCACAUAAUGCAGAUCCAGAAGAGGAGAUGGAAGUAGAAAGCAGUUAUGUUGCUCAGAAUCCAUCUCCUCCUGUCUGGCCCUCAGCAAAGCCAUUGCCUCCUCAGACCUCUAGAUCUUUGUGCAAGCGUUUUGCUGCUUCAACCCUACAGCCACAUAAUGUAGAACCAGUAGAGGAGAUGGGGGUUCAAAGCAGUUAUGUGGCUCAGAAUCCAUCUCCCCCUGUCUGGCCCUCAGCAAAGCCAUUGCCUCCUCAGACCUCUACAUCUUUGUGCAAGCGUUUUGCUGCUUCAACCCUACAGACAAAUAAUACAAACGCAGUAGAGGAGAUGGAGGUUCAAAUCAGUUAUGUGGCUCAAAAUUCUCCUUCACGCAAGCGUUGCGCUUCUCCUACCACACAGCUAAUUAGGACGAAUGCAGUUAAGAUGGAGGUGAUGGCAAAAAAACCCAGGUUGUGUUUGGCAACACACAGCACUGCACCUCAACUUCCAUCUCCUCACAUCGCAUCUUCUUCCAAGUUUCCACCCCGCCAGACUCCGAUUCCCUUAAAAAAGAGUGGGAUGAUAUGCAUGAGACGAGUUUUUUAUCCAUACAAUGUGGGUAGCAUUAAAGCACGGUCACAGUGAAGAGUGAUGUUGUCUCCUGGUCUGACCUUCAUCUCGAUUUCAACUCCGUUGAUUAUUGUCUGACUGAACAGUAACAGUACAUCUAC